This is a messenger RNA of Tricharina praecox, 5886 nucleotides long. RefSeq names its product chitin synthase E. The coding region runs from base 219 to 5750 and encodes 1843 amino acids. The transcript has 4 exons. NCBI's taxonomy places the organism in Eukaryota, Fungi, Ascomycota, Pezizomycetes, Pezizales, Pyronemataceae. The record is from RefSeq and is a predicted model, not a curated record. Gene Ontology annotation, molecular function: chitin synthase activity; ATP binding; cytoskeletal motor activity. Gene Ontology annotation, cellular component: myosin complex; cell septum; cell periphery.
UCCUGCAUCACGACCAGCUAGCCAUCUAUCCGCCGUCUAACGAUACUUAUUCCAACACGCAUCGCAAUUAGCUACUGAGGGAGCCUCCUCUUGCAGUGAAAUCGGACGAGUGAGGGCAAGUAGACGGCUGUCGAAGUUAUACAAAGUUUCCCGCGAGGGGCGCAAUCCCCUCCCACCACCACCGCCCGCCCGCGAACUCGCCCGCGAAUUUGCCCGCCAUGGCGCAACAAUCCCCUCAGUCGCAGCCUUCGCUGCCGUCGUUACCUGCACAUCUCCAGUCCGACACCCACAUCACGGCUCACCUGGCCUCACGAUUCCACCUGGCGUUGCCAACAGCCACUCUCGGAUCUCAGGCAAUCGUCUCGUUGAACACCUUUUCGAACCCCCAUGUCGUCGGCGUGGACCUCGAGAAUAUGGCCACGCGGAUGUGGAAGCGUAUGGGCGGUAGGGGGGAGAAUCAGGUUGCUGUGUUUUUGGGAGAGUCGGGAUCUGGAAAGACGACGCUCCGCUCGCAGCUGCUCUCGUCGUUGUUGGGCUUCACUUCGACGCCGCUCUCGCACAAGGUCUCGCUCCUGGCGUACCUCUUCGACGCGCUGACAACGACAAAAUCCCUGACGACGGCCACGGCCUCCAAAGCCGGCUUGUUCCUCGAGCUACAAUAUGAAAACAUCUCUCAGACUUUGAUUGGUGCGAAGCUGCUCGAUCACCGCCUCGAAAGAUCGCGGAUCACCAGCAUUCCGACCGGAGAAAGGAACUUUCACGUUCUCUACUAUCUCCUGGCGGGAACUUCGGACGCAGAGAAAGAGCAUUUGGGCCUCAAAAACGCAACCACUGCCGCCCACAGGCACAGUGGUGACCUGAGCGGCAAGUCGGCCCAGAAGCGUUGGAAAUACCUUGGACAUCCGACACAGCUGAAGGUCGGCAUCAACGACACCGAGGGGUUCCAGCACUUCAAGACGGCUCUAAGAAAGUUAGAAUUUCCACGCCAGGAAAUCGCCGAGAUAUGCCAGCUCCUUGCGUGCGUGCUGCACCUCGGUCAGCUCGAAUUCGCUAAUGGCCACGCUACCACGGCUGGCGGCGAGGAAUCCGGUGCAAUGGAAGGAGGUGACCAGGUGGUGGUUGUGCGCAACAAGGAAGUGCUCGGAGUGAUCGCCGCGUUCUUGGGAGUCCCUCAGGAUGCGUUGGAGACUAGUCUGGGAUACCGAACCAAAACGCUCCACCGUGAAAGGGUGACGGUCAUGCUCGAUGCCAAAGGCGCUAGAGCACAUGCGGAUGAGCUUGCGCGAACGCUAUACUCUCUGCUCGUCGCGUGGAUCAUCGAGUCGUGUAACGAGCGCCUGUGCGCGGUCGAGGACUCAAUCGGCAACACGAUCUCGAUCAUCGACUUCCCCGGGUUCUCGCAGACUUCCUCUACCGGUAGCACUCUUGACCAGUUGCUCAACAAUGCGGCCACCGAGAGUCUGUACAACUUCUGUCUGCAAAGCUUCUUCGACAAGAAGGCUGAGCUUUUGGAGAACGAGGAGGUUUCCGUGCCGGCUACCAGUUACUUUGAUAACUCCGACGCCGUGCGUGGCUUGUUGAAGACCAGCAAUGGCUUGCUCAGCAUUCUUGAUGAUCAGACCAAACGAGGCCGUUCCGACGCUCAGCUCCUUGAGAGUCUCAAGAAGCGUUUCGACGCCAAGGGCAACCCUGCGAUCAGCAUCGGUGGUUCUUCACCUCUCCCAGGAGCGCAAUUCCAGUCGGCUGGCAACAGCUUCACGGUCAAGCAUUUUGCCGGUGAAGUCGAUUACCCCGUCACCGGCUUAAUCGAACAGAACAGUGAAAUCAUCUCCGCCGAUCUAAUGAACCUGUUCCGCGGAACGACCAGCUCUUUCAUCACCGACCUGUUCAGCAGUAAGGCUGUGACUACCAUAAAUCAUCCGCGCGAGAAGACGGCUAUCAUGCAAGGACAAAUCUCAUCUCGGCCGUUGCGGAUGCCCAGCGUCAUGAGGAAGAAGGGGGAGAAGCCAGGCCAGAAAUCCGAGGCUAAGGAAGCCACCUUAAUCGAACAGGGUGCUGCCGGUCAAUUUGUCGGUGCGCUGGACACGGUAACGAGGUCACUCACUGGCACGAAUACCAACCCAUACUUCAUCUUCUGUUUGAAACCUAACGACCGCCGGAUCGCCAACCAGUUCGAUUCCAAGUGUGUACGCACUCAGAUCCGGACUCUCGGUAUCGCGGAGAUUUCUCAGCGCGUGCGGAAUGCGGACUUUUCGGUGUUUCUGCCGUUUGGUGAGUUCUUGGGGCUCGCAGAGGCGGAUAGCAUUAUCGUUGGUAGUGAGCGGGAGAAAGCCGAAGUUGUGGUCGAGGAUAAAGGCUGGGAACCGAACGAGGCCCGCGUCGGAGCUACCGGUAUUUUCCUCAGCGAACGAUGCUGGUUCGAGGUCGCACAGCUUGGUGACUCGACGAAUACGCGAGCUGUCGGCGGCGGUGCUGCGUAUGCUGCUGACCCAGACGACGGAGGCAGUGGCCCGUUGACGCCAGUCGGCGAGACUGGUGGAGGUGGCGGUCUGUUUAGUGGCUCAGACUCCAGAGUGCGUCUAAUCCCCGGCCAAAGUCCCUCGGCUGGUCUAGGGUCUCACAUCUACGGCGCUGGUACGAAGCAGGGCUACUUCGCGAAAUCCGACGAUCUGCGGUCAGAAGCGGCGGCAUCGGCGUUCAAUCAAGGCGACAUGUUCCGCAACUUCGACACCCGCGAGCAAAUGGCAGAAAAGGGCAAAGCCGCGCGGGAAGAGGAGAUCGAGGAGUUGCCCGUAUCAGGUACGCGUAAACGGUGGAUGUUUGUCGUCUGGCUGUUUACGUGGUUCGUUCCGGACUUCUUGAUUCGCUGGCUCGGCCGUAUCAAGCGUAAAGACGUGCAACUUGCCUGGCGUGAAAAGUUUGCCAUCAACUUGAUGAUUUGGCUGUCGUGUGGUGUUGCGAUCUUCUUCCUCUUGGUUUUCCCCGAGUUGAUCUGUCCCAGACAAGACGUUUACUCACUCGCUGAGCUCUCCAGCCAUAAUGGAGGCAAGGAUCACACCGAAGACACUGCUUACACCGCUAUUCGGGGUGUAGUCUUUGAUCUCACCUCAUUCAUCCCGUCGCACUACCCGAACAUCAUCCCCGAUAAAUCUUACUGGAGCUACGCCGGAGUGGAUGCCACCAACCUUUUCCCCGUCCAAGUCUCGGCUCUGUGCGGUGGAGUUGACGGGACCGUUCACCCCGCAGUGCAGCUCUCCUACAAGGGCACCAACACCACGCAGGACACGACACUGGACAAGAAUGCCAAAUAUCACGAUUUCCGCUAUUUCACAAACGACUCACGGCCCGACUGGUUCUAUGAGCAGAUGAUGGUCAUGAGAGCUAAUUUCAAGAUGGGGGAUAUAGCAUAUUCCGCCAAGGAUGUUGCGAGGGCUGCAAAGAGCCAGGCCAAAGACAUGGCCAUCAUUGGAGAACGAGUCUAUGACAUGACUGUGUACAACAAGGGUGGGCGAAGAAUCAUUUUGCCGGCGGGCCAGGAGGAUACGGAUGUGUCGAGUAUCAACGUCGAUUUCAUGGAUCAGCAAGUGGCAGACCUCUUCUCUGGACGGGCCGGACAAGACAUCACCAAAUACUGGGAAACCCUCAACCUCAGCAAUGCUGUCAAGGAUCGUAUGAGGGUCUGUCUGAAUCGACUGUUUUAUGUCGGCAAACUCGACACAAGAAAUUCGGCACAAUGUCAAUUCGCGCGGUAUCUCCUCCUCGCCAUCACGAUCAUCCUCGUCUCGGUCAUCGCAUUCAAGUUUAUCGCUGCGCUUCAGUUCGGCAGGAAGAACAUGCCCGAGAAUCUCGACAAAUUCAUCAUGUGUCAGGUCCCGGCGUAUACUGAAGACGAAGAUUCUCUACGACGUGCUAUCGACUCCGUGGCCAGGAUGCGCUACGACGACAAGCGCAAACUUUUGAUUGUUGUUUGUGACGGUAUGAUUAUCGGACAAGGAAACGACCGACCCACCCCUCGCAUUGUUCUCGACAUUCUCGGUGUGCCGGAAUCAGUGGACCCGCAGCCCCUGAGCUUCGAGUCUCUGGGAGAAGGUCAAAAGCGGCACAACAUGGGCAAGAUUUACUCCGGACUGUACGAGGUGCAAGGACACAUCGUGCCUUUCCUGGUCGUAGUCAAGAUUGGAAAGCCAUCGGAGGUCUCCAGGCCUGGUAACCGAGGAAAGCGUGACUCUCAGAUGGUUAUCAUGCGAUUCUUGAACCGCGUACACUACAAUGAAGCCAUGAGCCCGCUCGAACUCGAGAUGCACCAUCAAAUUCGCAACAUCAUUGGGGUGAAUCCCACUUUCUACGAGUUUAUCCUGCAGAUCGACGCCGAUACCGUUGUCGCUCCGGACUCUGGCACUCGAAUGGUGGCUGCUUUCCUAGCAGAUACCCGAAUCAUCGCUCUCUGCGGAGAGACUGGUCUCAACAAUGCGAAGCACUCGUUCGUUACCAUGAUCCAGGUCUACGAAUACUUCAUUUCCCACAACCUUGCGAAGGCCUUCGAAAGUUUGUUCGGUUCGGUAACCUGUUUGCCUGGUUGUUUCUCGAUGUACCGCAUUCGCGCAGCCGAAACCGGAAAGCCCCUGUUCGUCAGCCGUGAGGUUGUUGAGUCCUACGCCGAGAACCGUGUCGAUACGCUGCACAUGAAGAACUUGCUCCACUUGGGUGAGGAUCGAUACCUGACGACUCUGCUCUUGAAACAUCAUGCUUCGUACAAGACCAAGUUCAUCUUUGACGCCCACGCCUGGACCGUUGCUCCUGACUCCUGGGCCGUCUUCUUGUCCCAACGUCGACGAUGGAUUAACUCGACCAUCCACAAUCUUGCUGAGCUGGUACCCAUGCAGCAGCUUUGCGGUUUCUGCUGUUUCUCUAUGCGCUUCGUUGUCUUCCUCGACUUGCUCAGUACUAUCCUCGCCCCCGUCACGGUCGGUUAUCUCGGAUACCUCAUCUACAUGGUUGCAAGCAGCUCGGACCUGGUACCCAUGAUGGCGUUCGUCCUGCUCGCCGCCGUCUACGGUCUGCAAGCUAUCAUCUUCAUCAUGCGAAGAAAGUGGGAGAUGAUUGGAUGGAUGAUUCUGUACAUCAUUGCCAUUCCCGUCUUCAGUUUCGCGCUUCCGCUAUACUCGUUCUGGCACAUGGACGAUUUCUCGUGGGGUAACACUCGUGUCGUCACCGGAGAGAAGGGACAGAAGAUCGUCAUCUCCGAGGAGGGCAAGUUCGACCCCGCCAGCAUCCCUCGCAAGAAGUGGGAAGACUACCAGGCGGAACUCUGGGACCAGCAGACGCAGCGCGGCCACGACGACACUCGCUCCGAAGUAUCCGGUUACUCGUACGGCACCAAGUCGUACGCUCCCACCUCGGAGUACGGCUUUGGCGGUAACGGCGGCGGAAUGCCUCCCGGCUACGCUAGCCGCCCGAUGUCGACGUUCGAGCUCCCGAUCCCGCAGCAACAUGGCCGCAUGUCCAUGGCGCAGUCCGACAUGAUGAGCCAGCGCAGCGGUGCUUACGGCGUCGAGAUGGAGAUGUUGGAUCUGCCGUCCGAUGAUGCCCUCCUCGCUGAGAUCAGGGAUAUCCUCCGCACCGCCGAUCUCAUGACCGUCACGAAGAAGAGCAUCAAGGCGGAGCUGGAAAUGAGGUUUGGAAUGAACUUGAAUGCGAAGAGGACUUACAUCAACUCUGCUACGGAAGCAAUCCUGGGCGGUAAUCUAUAGACAACAGGGCGUUUUUUUCCUCUUUUUUCCUUUACUUUUCUUGGUUGUAAUUGAUGGUCGAUUGAUGGUUGAUGGGCGGGAGGGGCGGACGGGAGUGUGGUACGAAAUGAAAGGUAUAAAAAGGGAUGCUGUCAAG